AGGGUCACAUAGGGGCGUGUUCUGAAAAUAUUUCAUUACGUCUAGCUCUGUCAGGUGCAGUUUGUUUUAAUACACGUUCGUAAAACAAAUCGGUCGAUAAGGGUGUUAAUAUUACGUAGGUAGUGUUUAUCCCUCUUCAAAACUUUAUUUAUACUGGUACAUUCCUCUUUACGUGCUGCAGACAUGGCGUCAGUCAAAAGUGUGGGUAGAAGUCGAGAAACUUCACGAAUGUAAAUACAGAGGACUCGACAGAAACGUGGUUCUCUUGGCACACAUUUCCAAUUUUCAACUGAACUUAAAAAUGCCACGGAAAAAGCCUUUCAGUAACAAACAGAAAAAGAAGCAGCUCCAAGUGCGGAGGGAGAGAAAAAGAGGGGACCCAGGCUCAGGACCCAGCAGUCGGAAUGCCAGUGCAGAGAGAGGGACUGAGCGCCAGUCCGACACGUCAGACAGUGAAACUACAGACGUGAGGCGACUCAACCAGCAGCCUGUUACUACUAGGGACGGUCGAUAUGACCCCAACAGAUUUCGAUUGCACUUUGAGAAGGAGAGUCGCGAGGAGGUGGACAGGCGGAAGAAGAUAGCCAUGGUGAAAGUUUUGGAACCUGCAGCUGAACAGGACAUGGAAGUUGAUAUAAACGACAUCUACCCUGAGGACAGAGGGCUGGACUUUCCGCGGCGACCAGCCUGGCAUUAUGGGAUGUCACGAGACGAGCUGUUGAGGAAGGAGGAGAAGUCGUUUCGGGAGUACCUGGAGGCCCUCGCUUCCCGAAACCCAGUCGGCACGCUCAGCCACUUUGAGCAUAACCUGGAGACAUGGAGACAACUGUGGAGGGUCUUGGAGAUGUCAGAUGUCAUCUUACUCAUUGUGGACAUCAGGCACCCGGCGUUACAGUUCCCCCCGACCUUCUACCACUACAUCACGGUAGAGCUUCAGAAGCAUGUGAUACUGGUCCUGAACAAAGCAGACCUGUGUCCUCCGCCUCUCGUGCUGGCCUGGAAACAUUACCUGAACACCCACUUCCCCCACCUGCACUGCGUCUGCUUCACCUCGCACCCUGGGAUGCCCUACAACACAAUCCUUCAGAAGAGGAGGAUGAAGCAGAAGGGACACUGGGGCCGGGCUGGAGGACCCAUCCAUAUCAUGAAGGUGUGUCAGGAGAUCACAGCCGGAAGAGUGGACCUGAGCAGCUGGGAGCAGAAGAUUCAGAGGGAUGCUGCUGCCAUGGGAUCUGAAUGGGAACACACAGACGACGCGGUGGAGUCUGUGCUGGUGGAGCACCAUAGCGAUGUCGCCAUGGAGAUGAGCAAUCCUAUUCAGGAGCUGUUUAAGGAUGGAGUGCUCACCAUUGGCUGCAUAGGGUUCCCUAACGUGGGAAAGUCGUCGGUGCUGAACAGCCUGGUUGGCAAGAAGGUGGUGAGUGUGUCACGGACGCCCGGCCACACCAAGUACUUCCAGACGUACUACCUCACCCCCACCGUCAAGCUGUGCGACUGCCCCGGCCUGGUCUUCCCCUCCCGAGUCAACAAGCAGCUGCAGAUCCUGGCAGGUAUCUAUCCAGUGUCUCAGUUGCAGGAGCCCUACAGCUCUGUGGGCUAUCUGUGUGAGCGCACCCCCUUCCUCUCCAUCCUGAAGCUGAAGCACCCCGACAGGGAGGAGAAGCCCCACGAGGCGCAGCCUGGCCCUGGGCAGGAGAAGUGGACAGCCUGGGAUGUUUGCGAAGCAUGGGCUGAAAGAAGAGGUUACAAGACAGCUAAGGCUGCCAGGAACGAUGUGUACAGAUCAGCAAACAGUCUUCUGCGUCUGGCCGUUGACGGGCGUCUGUGCUUGUGCCUGAGGCCACCUGGCUACAGCGAACAGAAAGACCAGUGGGAGUCCCACCCAGAUGUGUCUGAGAUCAUCGCCCUGCAGGGCCGGCAGCAGCAGGAGGAGGGGGCAGGAGAGAGGGAGGAGGAGGACGACGAGGGUGAGUCCAGCUCCGAGCCGGAAGAGGAGAGGGACAGAGACGCGGACGACGACGAGGACGGUGACGGCGAUGAUGAGGAUGACAACUUUGUCAGCUCCAGGCAGAGAGAGAAGCCUUCGCCCAGCCUCACCGUCAACAUGUUCAGCGUCCUAGGAGACAACGAGUGCGAGUGAGGGGCAUGGGGAGUGGUUUCCACCUCCUCACCCUGGUUCAUCUUUUUUUUUUUUCCCAUCGUGUUCAUUCCAUUAUUGUUUUUCUUUUUCUGACAUUCCUGCACCACCUCUCCUCAGCUUUCCUGCUAACAGUCCCAACUGUUUAUUUUUUAUUUUUUUUAUUAUUAUUAUUAUUAUUAUUCCACACACCUAGCUCUUCUUCCCCCGCUCUUUCUUUUCUAGUCAGCCUCAGCCUCCUCUGCAUUCAUCUCUGUGUCUCUCCUCACAUCCAUUUUAAACACAGCCUCUCUCAAACAAAAGGUUUAUCAGAUGUAAUACAAGGCAAUCGCCAGGGCUCACACACACACAUGCACGCACGCACGCACACACACACUCAUACAUACCAACCUUCACAUUAAACUUACACCCACACAAAAUUGAAUCCAAACAGUCUCAGAACACUUUCUUCCCUGACUAUCUCUCACCAACAAUCAAUUCUCUCUCUCACGCACACCACACACACACACACACACUCUCUCACACACACAGUGCUAUGCACCCACAGGUACACAUUCAAAUAUUUUUAUAUUUUCCACGUGGCCAUCACAAUCACCUCAGAUCUCAGUUUUCAUUUUGAUCAAUCUCCUGUUUGCACUUAUUCUCAUCCUCUUUGGAGGGCCUGAUUACCUCACAAUCGCAUGGCCCUCUCUGAGAUGCAGAAUGACAUAUUGAUAGACAGGUCUCUGACACAGCCCAUCCUCUCUCUCUACCCCUAGAAUCACACAGAUGCGCACACAUACCUACACAGACCUCGUUAACCCCCUGCACUUCAUCUCUGCUCUCUCAUCAUCCCACCAUUACUCUCUCUGUGCAUUUAUCUGCCUCACACACACACACACGCGCACAC
This is a messenger RNA of Clupea harengus (Atlantic herring), 3026 nucleotides long. RefSeq names its product G protein nucleolar 1 (gene gnl1). Gene Ontology annotation, molecular function: GTPase activity; GTP binding. The record is from RefSeq and is a predicted model, not a curated record. NCBI's taxonomy places the organism in Eukaryota, Metazoa, Chordata, Actinopteri, Clupeiformes, Clupeidae.